CAAUCGCCUAGUGGUGGGCGGGGCGUGCCGUAGCGGCCGGGAGCAGUGCUGGCCAUGGCUGCGCCGUGGGAAGAUGUCCUGCGAAACAAGCCGGCCAUCCAGGAGGCAGUGACGGUGGCCGUGGAUGCGGCGCUUCUGGAAGGCGUGCUGAUGCGGACUGAAGGGGAGCCCAAUGCCUCGGAUGUGGUAAACUACGCUCCCUUUACCCUGCUCCCGUCCGCAGUACCAAGUGCCCUGUUUGAACAAGCCUAUGCUGUUCAGCAAGACUUUAAUCUGCUGGUGGAUGCUAUUAGCCAAAACAAAGAAUUCCUGGAGCAUACUCUGGCCAGCACCAUCCAGGUAGACGACUUCACAGCUCAACUCUUCAGAAUCCACAAGCAAGUUUUGGAGGAAGGCUUGGCUCAGUCUGUGUUUUUAGGCAUAAACCGCUCUGAUUACAUGUUUGACUGUGGGGUGGAUGGGAAACCAGCUCUGAAGCAGAUAGAAAUAAACACCAUUGCUGCCAGCUUCGGAGGCCUCACCUCCCGCACUGUGGCGGUUCACAGGCGGGUGUUGAAAGUGCUGGGAAAGUCUGAGGAGGCAUCACGCCUCCUGCCCAACAACCCAUCAAAAGGGCUUGCCUUGGGUAUUGCGAAAGCCUGGGAGCUCUACGGCUCUCAAAGUGCUGUGGUGAUGUUUCUGGUGGAGGAAGUCCAGAGGAACAUUUUUGAUCAGCGAUGUGUAGAAAAUGAGCUUUGGAACAGGAAUAUUCGGGUCAUCAGGAAGCGAUUCAGAGAUGUGUUUGAAAAGGGGUCUCUGGAUGAUGCCAAGAGGCUGUAUAUGGAUGGCCAGGAGGUAGCGGUGGUGUACUACAGAGAGGGCUAUGUGCCAGAGAACUACAACCAGCAGAACUGGGAGGCACGGUUGUUGCUGGAGAGAUCAAGGGCAGUGAAGUGCCCUGACAUUGCCACCCAGCUUGCAGGCACCAAGAAGGUCCAGCAGGAGCUGAGCCAGCCAGGGAUGCUGGAGAGAUUACUGCCCGGCCGUGCCGAGGCUGUCGCUCGAAUAAGAGCAACGUUUGCUGGACUCUAUUCCCUGGACAUGGGCGAAGAGGGUGACAAGAUAGCUGCUACAGCUAUUGCUGACCCCAACCGGUUUGUGCUGAAGCCACAGCGAGAAGGUGGAGGGAACAACCUCUAUGGUGAAGAGCUCAGGCAGGUUCUGGAGAAGAUCAGAGACAGCCCUGAGAGAACCUCCUACAUCUUGAUGGAUAAGAUCAAACCACAGCCAUCGAUGAAUUACUUGCUGAGGGCUCACAGUCCCCUAGAAGUGUCUGAGUGCAUCUCAGAGCUUGGUAUUUUUGGUGUCUAUGUCAGACAGGGCAAGGAGAUGGUGAUGAAUGAGGCUGCCGGCCACCUCCUGCGGACGAAGGCCAUCCAGCACGCAGAUGGUGGGGUAGCGGCAGGGGUGGCGGUGCUGGACACUCCUUACUUGGUGUGAGGAGGCGAUGCCACAUCCCGCUUACCUCGCUCUGGUGCCUGAAGAGCUGAUCUGCUGCAGCAAUGGUCUCCGUAGGGUGUGCUUACCAAGGUCUGAGGGGUUGGGGACUGCCAGGAGGGACUGUGUGGACACAACUGCUCAAGCCCCAGCCUCUCCUCUGCAGAUCUUCCUGCAGGAAGAAGGAACUCCCUUGCUGUGCCCUGCCCUGUCCCAGCUGUGCCCUCCUACCGUAGGGACCUAGCCUGCAGGCAGGGGUCUGUACAGCAAAGCUGAAGGGUGAACAUGCCCCAGCAGGCGCUGACACUGUUCCCAGUUUCAUGCUCCUUGAUGCUGCAUUAUUGCUAGAGACACAGAAACCCAAAACCGGGGGAAGGGGAGGAGAAAGGUAGAUGUGGAAGUAACAGAAAGUGCCUCAGUGCUGUCCAGGUUAAAGAGGGGAGGUAGCUCCCCAUGCCUAUGGCCCCUCCACCCCUCCUUCAGGUCCUCCUGCUGCCCUCAUUUCUACUUUUCCCUCUGCCUGAGCAUCCUCUGCGUUCCUGCACGAGGGACAUGUGCCUUGCUCUAAUUUGUCCAAGGGCCUCUUGCUUUUGCUUUGCCCAACUCCCUGGUUUGUUUUGGUUUUUGGUUUGGGGUGGUGGGUUUUUUUUUUUUUUUUUGGACUGGACCCUCAUCCCAACCACAGGGCAGGCAGCAGUGCAGAAUGUGUCUGGCAGGCCCUGCCCUCCCCAGGGGAGGGCUGCAUCAGCUCCCCUUGCCUCCUGCAGCUUUGGCCAACACAUCCCCAUGGAUUAGCACAAGAACCCCUCAAUGAUGGAGGCAGAUUCCAGCGCAAUGCUGAAUCAGAGCCUUGUGUCGAUAAAUCCUGAAUCCCCAAGGGCUCGUGCCAGUGCACCUGGCUGCAAGUCGUGCACUGAGCAGUGUCGUCUGCUGCUGCAUGGUCAGCCCAAGAGCAGUGUCAGGGAGCCCCAACCUCAGUGAUGGGCCUGCUGGGAUGUGGAACAGGCUGAGUCUGGGAGCUUUGUGGGGGGGAGUGACUGAAUUGCAGGAGAGGCAGAGCGGGUGCAGCCCCAGCUGCCAGGGGCUUCACUCUGGGACCAGCACUGGUGGAGGGCAAGACUUGUCGCCUUCCAGGCUUCAUGAAUCAGUGGAGGGUCACAGAGACGUGCAGGCUUUCCCUCCCAUGGGUUUUUGCCUCUUCCUCCAGCCCCUCUUCCUCCUUAGUCAAGCAGUUCAAGGGGAAACAUGAGAUGCAGUGCCCUGGUGAAGCAACUUCAGCGCUACCCUUCAGUGACACCAGAGAGCAGCAGCAGAAAGCCAGAAUUGCUGAAGAAGGACCACGCUGAUUGACAGACUUGCACCCUGCCAGGCACGUUGCUGCGGCGGCACUGGGUGCUUCAAUCAUCAAUCCUUCACCCUGGAAAGAGUUCAGUUCCGUAAGUGUGACUGAUGCUGUGAUUCCUGGGUGCCUGUUUCGCUGUAUGUGGGGGUGGUGAUUACCCUCACCCAGAGAUUAAAACAUAUGUGCAAUCUGA
Grus americana (Whooping crane) is the source of this 3011-nucleotide messenger RNA. It is a transcript of the gene GSS, whose product is annotated as glutathione synthetase. The transcript has 13 exons. Gene Ontology annotation, cellular component: cytosol. Gene Ontology annotation, biological process: glutathione biosynthetic process. NCBI's taxonomy places the organism in Eukaryota, Metazoa, Chordata, Aves, Gruiformes, Gruidae. The coding region runs from base 55 to 1479 and encodes 474 amino acids. The record is from RefSeq and is a predicted model, not a curated record. Gene Ontology annotation, molecular function: ATP binding; glutathione synthase activity; glutathione binding.